Messenger RNA from Staurois parvus, 669 nucleotides. The record is from the annotation of a GenBank genome assembly. Lineage: Eukaryota; Metazoa; Chordata; Amphibia; Anura; Ranidae.
UGUCCAGCAACCCUCCUAUUCCCCCCUCACAUCCACAUCCUAUUAUUGUGUGACCAAUACCAUCCAAAUCAUUCUUACUUUCAUUUCCCAAAGUUAUCCGUCUACAAGGAGACCUGUAUAGAUCACAUGAUGGCACCAAUGAGGAUGGAGGAGGACCGGAGUCACAUGACUGAGAAGAUACUAAACCUCACCCUGGAGAUCAUCUACCUGCUGACCGGAGAGAGAUUUCCUCUUCUGAAGUCAGGUGAUCAUAUGACCAUCACAGUGCCUCCAUGUGACUCCCUAAACCCUGAGAGACACAACAUGCAGAAGAUUCUAGAAGUCACCAAGAAGAUGAUGGAGCUGCUGACAGGAGAGGAUGGGGGGAUGGAGGAGUCAGUGAUGUCAUUUUUAUUAUGGACACAAAGAUCUGUACCAGGACACCAUGGUGGAGUCAUCCAGCUACAGGAACCCACCAGAGAGAUGUCCCCGUCCUCUGUAUUCCCGGGAUUCCACACAGGAAGGUCACACCAUCCCUCACCAUCAUCAGAGUGGAAUCCUCGGGGAUGAUAAUAUUGAUGUUAAAGAAGAGUAUAAAGAGGAGGAUGAGGAGUAUGGAGUGAUGGAGGAGUUUUCAGAAGGACACAAGGAUAUGAUGGAGCCACCUAAUACCAGGAACCCACCAGAGAU